AGGUUCUGGAUCGUUCGUGACUAUUCACUCUCACUUUUUCUGCGAAGAAAAACAUCUUUUGAUCACAGUUAGUCAGUCAAAAAUUCUUGGUGUAAUUCCUUACAUUGAUCCAAAAAGGUUCGAUAAAAGAAGAAAAAGCGACAAUACACCACAACCAUACACACUAAAUGUAAAAAGUGAUGUUUACA
This is a messenger RNA of Funneliformis geosporum, 188 nucleotides long. Lineage: Eukaryota; Fungi; Glomeromycota; Glomeromycetes; Glomerales; Glomeraceae. The record is from the annotation of a GenBank genome assembly.